Epithele typhae is the source of this 1029-nucleotide messenger RNA. RefSeq names its product Mg2+ transporter protein cora-like protein. Gene Ontology annotation, biological process: mitochondrial magnesium ion transmembrane transport. The record is from RefSeq and is a predicted model, not a curated record. Gene Ontology annotation, molecular function: magnesium ion transmembrane transporter activity. The coding region runs from base 1 to 1029 and encodes 342 amino acids. Lineage: Eukaryota; Fungi; Basidiomycota; Agaricomycetes; Polyporales; Epitheliaceae. The transcript is spliced from 10 exons. Gene Ontology annotation, cellular component: mitochondrial inner membrane.
AUGAAGGGUAGGCAGCCAGCGGACCUCAUGUUACGAUUCUCACCGACUGCGUCUGCUCCCCGUCGCGCUUUUACGUCUCAAGGAAACGUCAAGACCGUAUUGGGACAGUUCAAAAAGGCGGACCUGUGUACGGAGCAUCGGCUGAACCCUCGUGAUCUCCGCAAGAUUGAUUCGAGGAUACCGAACCUCGUGCCUACGAUCUUGGUGCGAAAAGAAGCCAUCCUUGUUAAUAUCCUGCAUGUCCGUGCCCUCGUCAAGGCCGACACCGUGGUCCUCUUUGACAGCUAUGGCUCUGCAGACUCUCGCUUGCACUCGGUGUUCCUCUACCACCUUGAGCACAAUCUGAGGGCGAAGACCCCGGGCCUGCCUUAUGAAUUCCGUGCACUGGAAUCUAUACUCCUGUCGGUUCUAAGCGCGCUGGAGGCCGAGAUGGUUUUCAUUCGCAAUCUCGUGGGCGGGCUUCUCGCGGAACUCGAAGAUGACAUAGACCACGACCGCUUCAAGCGCCUUCUCCAUUACUCGAGGCGCCUCUCGAGCUUCCAGAAUCGUGCAAAGUUGGUUCGCUCAGACGAGGAUCUCGCCGCUAUGUACCUCAGUGACAAGCAGACCGGCACUCCGCGGCCACACAAUGAUCAUGAGGAGCUAGAGGUCUUACUGGAGUCAUUCUCGAAGCAGGUGGAGGAGAUCGUCAACGAGGCAGAGACCAUCCAGACCAACGUACAGUCUACGCAAGAGAUUGUCGAGCUCAUCCUGGACUCCAAUCGUAAUUCUCUCCUCGCCCUGGACCUUAAGAUAUCUAUCAUCACUAUGGGUAUUGGCAUCGGCACGUUCGUGGCAGGUCUGUUCGGGAUGAACCUGAUAAGCCACUUUGAAGCCCACCCAUAUGCAUUUUAUGCCAUGGCAGCGGUCGCGUUAUGGGCUCGCUCGGCGAUACGCAAGGUCGGACUAUCGAGAAACAACCGCAAACCGCCCAAACGGCGUUCGAAGUGGGCGAUUCUGUCGCUGCGGGGGCGAUACGAGGGCUGGUAG